Molecule: messenger RNA, 1475 nt
Organism: Balaenoptera musculus (blue whale)
Lineage: Eukaryota; Metazoa; Chordata; Mammalia; Artiodactyla; Balaenopteridae
Gene: SLC38A8
Product: solute carrier family 38 member 8
Exons: 10
Coding region: 1-1362 (453 amino acids)
Biological process (GO): amino acid transmembrane transport
Molecular function (GO): amino acid transmembrane transporter activity
Source: RefSeq, a predicted model, not a curated record
AUGGAGGGACAGACCCCAGGAGACAGAGGCCUUUCGGAAAAGCCGGUCCCCACGGCCGCCCGCCCCAGUCUAUCCUCACUGGGUGCUAUCUUCAUUCUCCUUAAGUCCGCGCUGGGCGCCGGCCUGCUCAACUUCCCAUGGGCCUUCCACAAGGCGGGUGGGGUGGCCCCCGCUUUCCUAGUGGAGCUGGUCUCCCUGGUCUUCCUGAUCAGUGGGCUGGUCAUCCUGGGCUAUGCUGCCUCCGUCAGCGGCCAGGCCACCUACCAGGGCGUGGUCGGAGGGCUGUGUGGCCCCACCAUCAGGAAGCUGUGCGAGGCCUGCUUCAUCAUCAACCUGCUCAUGAUCUCCGUGGCCUUCCUCAGGGUGAUCGGGGACCAGCUGGAGAAGUUGUGUGACUUCCUCCUGCCCGGCGCCCCGCCAGCCCCGCAGCCCUGGUACGCCGACCAGCACUUCACCCUGACGCUGCUCUCCGUGCUGGUCAUCCUGCCCCUGUCCGCCCCGCGUGAGAUCGGGUUCCAGAAGUACACAAGCGUCCUAGGCACCCUGGCCGCCUGCUACCUGGCCCUGGUCGUCGUGGCACAGUACUACCUCGGGCCCCAAGACCUCGCUCGUGAGCCCCGCCUGGCGUCGAGUCCUUCCUCCUGGACCUCCGUGUUCAGUGUCUUUCCCACCAUCUGCUUCGGAUUUCAGUGUCACGAAGCUGCCGUGUCCAUCUACUGCAGCAUGCGCCACCAGAGCCUCGGGCACUGGGCCCUGGUCUCCGUGCUGUCCUUGCUGGCCUGCUGCCUUGUCUACUCGCUGACAGGCGUGUACGGCUUCCUGACCUUCGGGACAGACGUUUCUGCUGACAUCCUGAUGUCCUACCCAGGCAACGAUGGGGUCAUCAUCGUUGCCCGGGUCCUCUUCGCUGUGUCCAUCGUGACUGUCUACCCCAUCGUGCUCUUCCUGGGGAGGUCGGUGAUGCAGGAUUUCUGGAGGAGGGGCUGCUGCUGGGCGUGUGGGCCCCGGGCCCUGGCCGAGCCCUCGGGGCCAUGGGUCCGGAUGUCGCUGACCGUCCUGUGGGUCACCGUGACGCUCGCCAUGGCCCUGUUCCUGCCCGACCUCAGCGAGAUCAUCGGCAUCAUCGGCGGCGUCAGCUCCUUCUUCAUCUUCAUCUUCCCGGGUCUGUGCCUCAUUUGUGCCAUCAGCGUGGAGCCCGUAGGACCCCGAGUUAAGUGCUUCCUGGAGGCCUGGGGGGUGGUCUCCGUGCUCGUCGGCACCUUCAUCUUCGGGCAGAGCACGGUGGCGGCUGUCAUGGAGCUGCUCCGAGCGGGACGGGGUCUCCACGGCUGCCCUGGUCCGCCUGCCUGCACCCAGCCGUGAGACCGAUGUUAUUUCAUCAUAAAGAUGCUGGAGAAACUGAUACGUUCUGCCUUCCCAGGCUGCUCAUUUGGGCUUCUGCUGGUUCCCAGGGUUUCCGGUGCGGUGGUGAGGAG